This is a messenger RNA of Scylla paramamosain (green mud crab), 3589 nucleotides long. RefSeq lists its product as uncharacterized. Lineage: Eukaryota; Metazoa; Arthropoda; Malacostraca; Decapoda; Portunidae. The record is from RefSeq and is a predicted model, not a curated record. Gene Ontology annotation, molecular function: chitin binding. The coding region runs from base 603 to 2882 and encodes 759 amino acids. Gene Ontology annotation, cellular component: extracellular region. The transcript is spliced from 8 exons.
AACACUUCACCUUCUUCAGUGUCUUGCCAGGUGCCGUCGAGUGGGGAUGUGCUGCUCUGUGGUCUCUCUCCCGUGCUAGUUGAUAUUCCAUGGACAGCCACGCUUUCUUUGGUCGUUCUAUCGUUUCCUGUUGAGGUCUCACGUAUGCUGUGUUGCCUCCCAUGCAUUCAUAACAGGUCCCCUCGCCGACCCCUGCCAGCAAAGUUAUUGGCAUAGAAAAGACUGGUUUGAGCCAUCCACCACUGGCAGCCCUCCCUCCGUCCCUCCCUCCCUUCCUCCCUUACUUCGUCCUGUACGCUUGAAUCUGUGCUAGAAAAGUCAUAAAAGUGCUAAAAGAAAAAAAAAUUUGAUAAAAAACACAUCGAUCCUGAGGCACUUCAAAUAGCGAAGUUACCCACUUGUUUCUGUCAGUUUCCGGAGUGCGUUUUUACCCGCAAGAUGAACGAGUGAGGAAAGAAAACGAGUUAGUGAUCAAAAAGGUGACUGUAAAUGAUGAUAAGGAAACGUGGUGCCAGUAAUCUUGUCUCUGAAUGAAGGACGUGAGGUAACCGGAUUGUACUGGAGUGCGUGACAGGAAGCGGAGGAACGGAGGAGAGGAAAACAUGGGAGGAGGAAGAAGAAGAUGCCAGGGUACGUCGUCUUGCCGAGUGUUCCUGCUGGCAGCUGUGGUGUUGUGUUGUGUAGGGUCGGCGGCGGGGAUCUGCGUGGUGGACAACAAGAAGGGUUGGUUUGUGUCCUGCGGCGUCAGAGACUCCUACCUCUUCCGCCUCAAAGACUACGGCGGCAUCAAUGCAAACUUUGACUUCAGUUUGGGCUUCGGGAACGAGAAAGGCUUCCCAUUCUCCAUCAAAAACACGAAGGGAAAACACCACUACCACAGAAGGAAGGACGAGGCCGGAGGAAUCUUAACGAGUGGAGAGAUAACGGGGGAAGAUGUGACGAGCGAAGGAGGAAGUGGAGGAGGGCCGUGGUUGCAGCCCCGUCCAAACCUCCGUCCACCACCUCAAGUGUACAACACCCUUGAGAGGAGCUCCGUGGCUCACUCUGAGGGCGACGGGACCCAAUCAGUAGGCGAUGGGUCCUCGGUGCCUUCUUCAGGAGCGCAAAAUGUCCAUUUCAGCGGAUCUACUGACGGAGGCACUGCUGGUGAUGCUGGUGGCGUUAGUAGCUCUUAUGUAGCAACAAAUCACCUCCCUUCUGUAGCUACAAGAGGUGGAAGGCCCUGGUUACGCCCUGCGAGACGACGGACUGGUACAAGACGCUCCUCUUCCUCCUCCUUCUUCAGGAGACUCAUGGCGUGGCUUCCCUGGCCCUUUGGGGAAGCCUCUUGGUUCUCCAGAGGCAGCAACGACCCCAAUUUAAGGGCAGACUCAAGGAAAUCACACUUCAGGGUCAUUCACCAGCCAACAGGGAAUGAUCUGGCAGCAAGUCACCAGUCCUUCAACACCAAGCAGUCUUCUUUCCCUCAGCCCUUCAGCCCCCAGACUCAGUCCUUCGCAGCGCCGCCCUUCCUCACCCCGCCGUUCGGUGCGCCGCCUUUCAGCCCCUUCCAGCCCUUCCCGCAGCCCCCACAGCCGCAGUCCCACGUGUCACCGCCGCGCACUGUGGGUCCUCAGGUGGCGGAUGUGUUGCAGGUAUCGCCAGACACCCCCGCGGACACAGACCACGUGCCUUCCUUCGCUGCCAAGGUGUUCGUGGUGAGAGAGGCGCCCAAGGAUUACUACCCGCCUGGCUACAGUCCGACAAACUCGCACGGACAUCACUCAGUCGAAGUUCCCCGUACCAAGUUUUUCUGCGAGGAACAGCACUACUUGCCAGGGCUCUACGCGGACACUCAGCUGGGAUGCAAGGUCUUCCAUAUGUGCCUACCAGCGGCCGUGGGUAACACAAUGACCAGCUUCCUGUGCCCAAACAUGACGCUCUUCGAUCAGUCCAUCCUGCAGUGCAAUUGGUGGUACUACGUGCGCUGCGAGGACUCUCAUUUGAACUACGACGCGAACCUCCCCCUUGCGCUGAGCUACAGAAAGGUGAACGCCGCGCAGCUCCCCCUAACGGCCAUCAAGGAUUACAACUCGCUGUCCCUGCUUGAUAUCAGUGCCAGGACACCGAGGAAACUUGACGGAGGCGCUGAAGGAGGAGCUGUUGGGAGAAUGGGUCUUGCUGAUGUGGAGGAGGAGAAAGAGGAAGGGAUGGAGGACGGUUCAUUUGCUACGAGGAAGGAUGAAACAGUUGGAAGGGAUUUUGAAGAAGAGGAAGUGAAAAGAGGAGAACAAGAGACAGGCAGGAAAGAUGCUGACGAAGAGGAAACGAAAAUGGAAGAAGGGGAGAUAGUUACAAGUGAUACUGAAGAAGAACAAGCAAAAAAUGGAAAGACUGAAGCGGGUAGAAGAGAUGACGAAGAGGAAACUGAAAAUGGAGAACAAAAGACAUAUAAGAUAGAUAAUGAAGGAGAGGAAACUGAGAAUGAAGAACAAGAGACACUCGACAGUGAUACCGAACAAUAUGAAACCAAAAAUGAAAAAGAGACGGAUGAAAGAGAUCCAGAAGAAGAGGAGAGUGAAAACAGAAAAGAUGAGAAGGCCAGAAGCGAUGUUGGAGAAAAAGAAGCUGAUAACGGAAAAGAAAAGACAGUUAGAGAUGAAAAUGAAGAAGAAGAAGAUCAAGAUAGAGUUAAAAGGUCCUUAUCAUACAAAUUAUACAAUAUACAGAGCGAGAAAAGGUUUCUAAAUGAGCGUAAACUAGAAGAGGUAAGAGAAUAUUGGGAGAGGGAGGAAAUAAAAAGAGAUACGGGUUUGUUAAGUAGAAAUAAGAGACAGGAACAUAAUCUUGACUCUGUUCUUCUCUCUCGCCUCCGAAUAAAAGGUUUCACGCCAUAUUCUUAAUGUAAUAAGCUGCCAUUAUGUAUUAUUUUAUUUAUUAAGCUUUUUCUCUUCCCUUUCUUGCUUAAACUUGUUAUGUUCUUUAUCUUUCUUUUAUAUUUUCUUGCGUUCCUUUCCUUUUUUUUUUAGUUAUCACUUCCUCGUCGCAAGAAAUCAAAGUUAUCAAGAGAGAGAGAGAGAGAGAGAGAGAGAGAGAGAGAGUCUGGGGAGGGAAGAACAAUCAAGAGACUUCGUGCCUGUAAUUGAAAUUGUUGUACACUUAUUGUUACUGUUGUUGAUGUUAUUUUUUUAUUAUUUUAUUAUUAUUAUUAUCAUUAUUAUCAUCAUAACUGUCGUUGCUCAGUAAUUACCUACAAAUAUUUAAACGUGUUCCGUCCAAUAGAGUACCUUCAUUAUUAUUACGAGAUAUACGUAAGUUAAUUUUGUUGUAUUAUUUUUUUUUAUCGAAUAUACCCGUGAUGUAAUGCUUCGUGUUUUUCUAUGUAUGUACUUGUAUCUUCAUUUAUUUAUUUAUUUAUUUUUUUUCUCUCUUUAGUAUACAGAAGCGUUGAUCGUAUCUGUACAGGAAUAUUUGUAUACGUGCGUGCGCAUUUUGUGUUGUUUUUGUUUGUUAAUCGUGUGUGUGUGUGUUGAUAUGAUGUGAGUCAUUUAUUUUAUAUCCAUACGUGUGUCCUGGAGAUGUCUAUGUAAAUAAAUAAGAGUUGUACUGC